This is a messenger RNA of Pantherophis guttatus, 2468 nucleotides long. NCBI's taxonomy places the organism in Eukaryota, Metazoa, Chordata, Lepidosauria, Squamata, Colubridae. The record is from RefSeq and is a predicted model, not a curated record.
GGGUCGUCUCACCCCCGUGGAAGGUCCCCGAGAUCUUCUGGUGCAGAACAGAGCGCAACGGACCCGCGGCAUAAAGAAGAGCAGGGUCCUCGCUUCCUCGGAGGGAUCCCGUAGACCCUGCGCUGCAAAAGUAAAUUUUGCUUUGCCUCUAGGCGACGAUGGGGACUGGCUGGUGGCUGGAGCAUCCAGGCGGGGACUUGUAGAAUGCGGACCACUUCAGCUGCAGUUACUGCGAGCCUGGAAUAAAAUACUGGAGACCCUGGAAAAGAAGUUUUAAAGGACAAAAAGCAAAUGUAUAAAUCAAUGUAUGGAGGUGAUGGAAGCAAAGAUGACUUGCAAGGAUAGAAAGCAGACGCUCAGCAUGUCUUGGUUGCUCUGACAAUGAGCAUCAACUUGUCCCUCAGUAAGGAGAAUGUCUCAGAAAACCUCACACUGCUGGAAGAGGGAGCAGGAAGAAUCACCGAGUCAAUUGCUAUCAUCAUUAUUGCUAUUUUCAUCUGUUUAGGGAAUCUGGUGAUCGUCCUCACUCUUUAUAAGAAGUCAUACCUGCUCACCUUAAGCAACAAGUUUGUUUUCAGCCUCACUCUGUCCAACUUCCUUCUUUCGGUGCUGGUGCUUCCUUUUGUUGUUACCAGCUGCAUCCGUCGGGAAUGGAUCUUUGGAGUUGUUUGGUGCAACUUCUCUGCCCUACUGUAUAUGCUCAUCAGCUCUGCCAGUAUGCUCACACUUGGACUCAUUGCUAUCGACCGAUACUAUGCUGUCUUGUACCCCAUGGUUUACCCUAUGAAGAUUACGGGUAACAGAGCUGUUGUUGCCAUUGUGUAUGUAUGGCUUCAUUCUCUAAUUGGAUGCCUUCCACCCCUCUUUGGUUGGUCAUCUUUAGAAUUUGAUCAGUUCAAAUGGAUGUGUGUAGCUGCAUGGCAUAAGCAGGCAGGUUACACCGCUUUUUGGCAGAUAUGGUGUGCUUUGCUACCAUUUAUAGUCAUGAUCAUUUGCUACGGCUUCAUAUUUCGCGUGGCCAGGAUUAAGGCACGGAAGAUUCACUGUGGCAGUGUGGUCAUUGCAGCGGAAGACACGCAAAGGAAUGGGAGAAAGAACUCGAGUACUUCAACAUCCUCAUCAGGCAGCCGAAGGAAUGCUUUCCAGGGGGUCGUUUAUUCUGCCAAUCAGUGCAAAGCUUUGAUCACAAUUUUAGUUGUCAUCGGGGCUUUUGUCGUCACAUGGGGGCCUUACAUGGUGGUUAUCACAUCUGAGGCACUUUGGGGUAAAAACUGCAUUUCCCCUGCCUUUGAGACAUUAGCAACAUGGUUAUCUUUUACAAGUGCUAUUUGCCACCCUUUGAUUUAUGGACUCUGGAAUAAAACUGUACGCAAGGAGUUACUGGGAAUGUGCUUUGGAGAUCGGUACUACAGAGAAUCAUUUGUUCAAAGGCAAAGGACAUCCAGAUUAUUUAGUAUUUCUAAUAGGAUCACAGAUCUAGGAUUGUCUCCACAUCUGACAGCUCUCAUGGCAGGGGAGCGGACUUUAGGACACAGCAGCAGCACAGGAGAUACAGGCUUCAGUUGCUCUCAGGAUUCAGGGACAGAUGUUAUGCUGCUUGAAGAUUAUAGUUCUGAUGGAUUUAAUCACCCACAUUGCGUUUACCCUCAUCGACGGAGUUCUGUAACUUUUGAAGAUGAAGUGGAACAAAUUAAAGAAGCAGCAAAGAACUCUAUCCUUCAAGUAAAGGCUGAAGUUCACAAAUCUCUGGAUAGUUAUGCAUCCAGCUUGGCCAAAGCAAUUGAAACGGAUGUGAGGAUCACCUUGUUUGGAGGAGAUGCCCUGUCUGGCUCUUUGUUCCCAGCACGAACUGUGGCAGGCAACAAUGCAAGUGCACGGCGUGGCGGCAGGGUCCACAUUGGACAAAAAAUACAACUACAGAGCAUUGAAGAAGGGAACACUUAAAAUUGCUCCAAUAAAAAGAAUAGGAAAAAAAUACACUGAAAACUGUUGUACAGCCACGAUUCUUUGCAAGGAAAGCAAAACAGGUCCCAGUGUUUUAAGCAAAGCUUUAAGAAUUCCCAAAGAAUUAUCUUAACACAGUAUUAGAGAACAAAGUAACUCAAAAUAUUGGGAAAUCAAAAGUAUGAAAGGGUUCACUGAUCCCUAAAUAAUAAAGCACAAGUUAUUUCACUAUUUCGGUAGCAUACAGCAGCAUUUCCCAAGUUGGACACUAACCAGAAGUGUAGACUUCAGCUGCAAGUUCUUCAAACAACAUGGCUAUGACUGAGAAUUCUAAAAAUUAAAGCAACAGGAACUCUCAGGUUGGGAACAGCAGCCAUUGUGUUUCUGGCUGGAACCUUUUUCUGCUUUUUAAAAACUUUAUAAAAACAGUUCACUGCUAAAGUAAUCCCAUCCCUCCAAUACUUUAAUUUUGUCCAGGUACUUAUGGAAAAAAAUAUAAUAAAACGCAAAUGAGGCCUAUCAAA